AUGGCGAUCGUGGCCCUGGAUUUAGUUAUUACUAAUCUGAAUAAACGAGUUACUUUCAAAACCCCCUUAGAUAUAACAGUUUUUGACCUUUGUCGGCAUAUUCAGUCCAAUAUCAAAAAUGCAGGCCAAGGUCCAGAAUACGGGAUUUUCGUCUGUGACUCCGACCCAAAGCACUCUUUUUGGCUUGAAAGCUCUCGAUUGCUUUCAUACUAUCACCUUCAAGAUGGGAUGGAAGUUACAUACAAGUCGAAGUUGCGGCGCCUCGUUGUUAGCACUUUGGAUGGAACGCGGAAGACUCUUCAAGUUGAUGACAGCAAAACAAUAGCCGAUUUGAUGGUUACAAUAUGUGGCAAAAUGGGGAUUACCAAUCAUGAAGAAUACUCUCUCAUUCACGAAAAAGGUCGUGCACAGACGCUGCGCCGUCCAAAGAAUGCUCCAAGGGAUUACGAUAAAAUGGAAACCUUAAAACAUAAGUUACAGACCGAUGACGGAGCGAAUUGGCUUCCUCACGCCAAGACCUUCAGACAACUGGGCAUUGAAGAAACGGACAACCUUCUCCUCCAGCGCAAGUAUUUCUUCUCCGAUCAGAAUGUGGGAGCUCGGGAUCCCGUCCAACUCAAUCUACUUUUUAUUCAACUCAAAGAAGCCAUUCUCAAUGGCGCUCAUCCUAUCAGCCUCAGUCAAGCCAUCGAACUCGCCGGUCUUCAAUGCCAAGCCGAAAUGGGAAACCUCAUUCCUGAAAAGGCCAAAUCACUUUGCAUUGAUGUGAAAGAGCAUCUUCCCAAAGAAUACGUCAAAGUAAAGGGUAUUGAAAAGAAAAUCAAGGAGCAAUACCAAAAACUUAACGGUCUGUCGGAAAAGGAUGCGAAAGUGCGUUACAUACAAGUCUGCCGCUCCCUUCCCACAUAUGGAAUCACCUUCUUUUUAAUCAAGGAAAAGCUACCUGGAAAGAACAAACUAGUCCCCCGGCUAUUCGGUGUCAGUAAGGAGAGUGUAAUGCGAGUUGAUGAGAACACCAAGGAGAUUCUACAAACCUGGCCCCUCACCCGUGUUCGUCGAUGGGCGGCUACAGCAAAUCUCUUCACUUUGGAUUUCGGUGAAUACAGUCCAGACGGGAAUUACGUGAUGCAGACAACAGAGGGCGAACAGAUCUCCCAGUUGAUUUCCGGCUACAUUGAUAUCAUUCUGCGGAGGAAAAAGAAGUCGGACGCCUUUGUGAGCGAUAGUGAUGACUCAAACGUCAUUUUUGAGGAGAAUGUGGGCCCAUCCAGGGCGGAGAUCAUAUCCAAUGUUGGCACAGUGGGAAGGCGGUUCAACGUUUCUGCUGGUCGUGUUGCCACUGAGGGCUACCCCGGUCAAGCCAGCACCUUCACUCGUGGCUACGUCGGUGGAAGAUCAGGAGAAAAUAUUGCCGAUCGCAAUGUGGACAGUCCAGCAGUCGCUAUGCGUGUCCAUACUCCAGGGGGAAAAAGAAAAGGAUUUGGAGGAAACGAGGUUCAAUUGAAGGAACUGAGUCAGCCUAAACGGGCAGUGAUGCACCGAAUCGACGAAAGUACCAAAGAAAUUCAGGAUGCAAGUGAUAGCCUCCAAAAGCCCUACUUCGAGGAUAACGACACUGUCUCGCGAGAUGACUCGGCAACACAGCGCUGGCGAGAAGAAAAUAUGGCUCAAGCACGAGCAGGCAUCUGCAGUUACUUGGGAGCCAUGACAAUCGCAACAGGAAAUCUCGUUUCCCUACUUCAACCCUCCUCUCACAGCCGCGUUGGUGAUAGCUCCCAAGAGGGAAUGGAGGAGGAAGAGGAGGAUGCAAUCGAUUACACAGCGAUGGACGCUUCUCUUGCUACAAUUGGUUUGAAUGUACAGCGACUCAUGCAGAAUGUCCGAGUGUUGGACCAAUUGCAGGCCGUUGAUGCUGGUGACGAGUCUCAAGGCCACAUCAUGAAUGCCGCUCAAGAUGUUGCAGACGCCUUCCUCAAAUUAAUGCAAUCCGCGAUGCCAUUGAAGGAAGGAAAACAGGGGUCGGGAACUGUGGUAGAUCGUCCGAGUCUCUACGAGGCAGCAUCCCGAGUGGGCGAUACUAGCCAACAGUUGCUUCAAUUGGUCUCUGCCAGUCAUCUCUACUCCCACCGUCGUCGUAAACAACGUCUAGAGCCCAUCCUUGAAGAUGACAAUGAAAACGAUCAAGAUUACGGCGACUACGAGUCGGACUUGGAAAUUAUCGCCAAUGCACACGCUAUGGAUUGGCAAUUGCGAGACGACCUACUGGCUGCUACAAAGGAAGUGGCCAGUACAACAGCGAACCUCGUGAAGCACGCCAAAUCGGCAGCCGUGGCAAUAAGCCAGGAGGCGACAGUGCUGGCCCACACCGAGACCGAUUCCGUUGAAAUAGCCAAUCAGCGUGACGAUAAAGUGGCCUUUCUGAGGGACGCUCAGUCGCACCUAGUUCAAGCCGCCACCCACGCUGGCAAGACCACCAGCCGUCUGGUCACCAGUGCAAAAGUCGCUGUCUGCACCAUGGAACAGCCCGCAUCACAACGCCAGUUGCUUAGCUGUGUAAAACAGGUGGGUCAAGCCGUGGAUCAGCUGUCGGAUGUGGCUCGAAGAGUGGCGGAAAUACCAUACCUGCCUUUGGAGAAUAUGGAACAACGUGCCGAACAACAGAGGGCUCUAAGUAAUCUUCACCAUGCUGCUAACACCGUAUCCAGCUCUCUGGACUCCCUAAUGAACCGUCUUGUGGCCGGGUCCAUUCAGGCUCAACAAGAUCCUGUGGUGUUGAGUCUCCUUGGUGCUGGAGAACAGCUGACGGCUGCGCUUGGCGAUGGUGACGCUCUAUUCCAACAGGCUUCGCGGUUGGCACAAACUGCCACUGCUUUGGUGGAGGUGCUUAAAAACUCACACGACAUUCUCGGCGCUGCUGACAUCUCCAAAUCGGAGGUCAAUCUUCGUGCCAAUCUGCUCAGCCAGGCUAUCACCGAUCUUCUUGAAUCACUGAAGUCUCUCGAAUCCGGCAACAAGCAAUCGCUUCCGCACCAACAGGAGACCAUCGCUACGGCCAAUCGGUUGAUUGAGCAGACGAACAAACUCGCCGCACCAAUCAUUCGUGCCCGUCUGACCACUGGCCUUGAGUUUGCAACACGUCUCACCGCCUCAAAUGCCAGCCAAUUGGCUGCCAUAAUGGAGGAGGCUGCGCGUCAUACUCGAAGCAGCCAAUACCGACUAUUACAAGAAUUAGACCAACUUUCGGCUGAGGUGAUUCCACAAGCGAAUUUGACCUGUGAUAGCGCACGCGCUCACCCUCACGAUCCUGGUGCCCAAAACAGCCUCCUGGAAGCCUCUAAGGACCUCAUGGAUUGUCUGAAAGACUUUAUCGGUACCGUGGAUAUGUUUGCACCCACGGUCACUGACGCAGGGAUUCAAGUGGCUUUGACAAAUGCUGCGAGAAACACAGAGGCUUGUUUGGUUGACCUGCGCCAGUGUUGUGCCACCGCAAGUCCCUUGCUACAGUCGCCUCUGCCCACUCUGACUGAUCUUGAGAAGACGCCGAACACUGCCGAUUCAGCGCACUGCACUCCUCAGACGCCUGCAGUGGUGAAGCGCCAGGCCUGGCCAUCCAUUUCCUCACGACUGGCGCGUAUGCAGACGGAGCUAGACUCCAACUCGGAUCAUAGCCUGCCUGGGCAAACGAUGGAUUCGGUAUGUGGUAACUUGUUAGCUGCGAUAAACAAGUUCAAGGCCGCUCCAGAUUCAGAAAGAGAUUCAAGUCUUCCAGAUCUUCUGGCUAAAGAGGCGGAAACGAUCGCUAGUGGUUCAACUUUUGUUGGAGUGGGUCCUGAUAGACUGCCUCCUGUCACAGCUAAGCUGCUCAACUCCCUCGAAUCUGUUAUCAGUGGUAUUCGUGGUUUGGCGGGCUUUUUGAGUUCUAUCAAGGACUUAACUUCCGUUGAUCCAGAGUUGGAAAAAGUUUUGAUAUCCUCAUGGAAUUUACUGCCUGAGUCCCAGAGGAGUCAAGCAGGCAGACGUUUUGUGCAUUCACCCAGUCAGGAGUUUUCAGCCCAGCUGGCGGCAGAUGGUCUACGAGCCGCCCUUCUGGAUAAAGGUCUCCAGUGUAUUGAAAAAGCACACGCCAGCCUCCUUUGGGCGGUUCACGAAGACGAGAGUUAUGAUACUGCCAAACAGGCCGUUGUAGUCUAUGCCUCCGAGCUGCAAUCAGCCAUCGACGAGGUUCGGCACUAUGUACCGGGCGCCCAAUCCGCGUCAAAGCUAGGCGCCCUGGUUGCCGCGUUGCCCAAGACGGUUCCACAAAUCAACGGCCAGAUCGCGCAUACACCCGCUCCUGUAGUUCAAAAAACUGCCGAUCCAAGCAUACUUCUAAGGGCGCUCAGAGAACUCGCUGAGGCCAGCGAGGAGGUGGGUCGAGUGGCCUGCGAGCAGACGUCUAGACGUCGUGCUGACGAAUCUGCCCCCUCCUCCACUUGUUCCUUGGCUAUGGCAGCAGAUCGUCUGGCUAACGCGCUCUAUGACGUCUUGGACGUCUUUAACCGCGGCAGUCGCCCUGGUAGUCCCAAUGAGGAGGUUUUGGCAGAUCUCCAACGUCUGGCCAAGCCUCUGGCGACCGAACUGGAACGGGCACUGGCCUCAGAGGGCGUUGUUCAAACACCUGUCAACGUCAUGUUUGUGUCAAAAGCCUCUUUGUCGCUCCGUAAUUGGGCGAUCGGUGUGACAAAGGCCACCCAAGAGCAAUUGGCCAAAGAUGCUUCACCACAGAGCGACUCCACGAAGUCAGCAGAUCAAACUAUGGAAAGCAUCAGAGGUCAAUUUGACUCCGCUUUGGCUAGACUUCAGCCACCCCCGGGCGCGGGAAACGAUUCUCUCCCUCUCAUCAGCUACCCCGUUGCAAAACUCACCUACCCUGAAUGCAUCGACGAAUUGGACGAUUUAUCUCAGACCCUUAGCAAUCAAAUGGAUGGCUUGGAAGAGUCUGCCAAGUCGCGUAAUGCCAAUGCCUUCUGUGAAGCUGCUCAAGGUGUGGCGGACGCCGUAAUGGGAAUGCUUCAAGUGGCCACACAGUCAGCAUAUCUGGUAGGUGCUGGCCAGCCCUGCAACGAGCCUGGUAGAGCACCACGAUUGACCGAAUCUGAGGCGAGGCAAGUUGUAGAGGACUCUGAGUGCCUUCAACGCGGCAUUGAUGUUAUCACACGUGAGGCUCUCACCUUCGUAACUAAUCAGCAACGCGCGAGUCACUUGGCCCCAACAGUCAACGAGAUCACUCGAGCAUCAAGCAAUAUGUGCCAACUAACUCGUCAAUGUAUUGCCGAGAGUAUCAACUCCUCGGAGAAGAAGAUGCUCGCUGAGAAUGCCAAAGACGUUGCCCAGACGACAACGCAUCUAGUGAAGUCCUUAAGCACCGACAAUUCAGACUCGCCCUCUACUGGGGCUCAAGUAGUCCAAAUCGCCACGGGACUAAAUGGUUCUAUCGCGAGAUUGGCUAGCUCCCUUUUGGAGGAUGUUGGUGAUAUACCUGUUCAAGUCCUGCCUGAAGCGGCUAAACAACAAGCUCCAAUUCUACUCCAUGGUCGGAAGGUCGUAGAAAAGGCGAGUGACUUGACCGAAACUGCAGGAAACCUUUUAAAGGCCACUGCAUCUGACGAAACCUACAGAAGGCACCGUGAAGAUGUAGAAAGCGCUGCACAGGACCUCCGUUUUUGUAUUUGUGAUUCGCGACCGGGUUGGAAGGCGUUAGAGAAGCUGAAAUCUACGGCUAGGGAGUCGUUGCAUCGACUGGAUCACGCGGGUUUGCAGCAGUACAGUCAGGCGGAUGCGUCCAAUCUGGAGGCCACGACCCCACUGCUCAACUCUAGCCUACGUCAAGUGACCGCUCUGAGUGGGAAAUUGGCCGGCGAUUGGAGGCACUCGAGGUGGGAAUUGCUCAGCCAGGAUGCUCAUCUUAUUUCUUCCUACCUUCCCAAUGUGGCGAACGUGUGCAUAUCCGCCUGUGGAAUGCUCAAACGAAGUUCCGAUCAAGCUGCCCUUCAAAGCUACCUUCGUACUGUUUUGGAAACCACUGAUGCUCUUGCAACACGUAUACUUACCCAAAUGGACAAUCACUUCGGUGGACCACCGGAUCCCGAUCCCUCUCCCAUAUCUGCAAGUGCUGAUCAACUACGUCUAGCAUGUCGUGAAUUACUAAUCUGUAUUGAAGAUCUUACGGCGCGUCAGGGUAAUUUGAAUUCACAAAUUGCUAGCAUUCAGGGAGCUUGUAAAAAGUUGGAGAGCAAUGCCAGUCCGCCACACAUCCCCCAGCAGAUCAGUUUAGUUGCACUGCAAACACGACUGGCAAGUCAAGCUCAGAUGCUGGUGCAGGCCGGUGGACGUCUUUCAGAGGCCUCAAAGACCGCGGGAUCGGGCGCGGAGGAGGCAGCUGCUAGCCAACUGGUACAGCAGUUCUCAAAGACUGUAGAAACCACGCAGCAGCUGAGUUCCCUCCUUACUAGUCAUCCCAGCAUGCCCGGCUCCCCUGAUACCACUUCCAGGCUGGCUGAUCGACUUAGGAUGGUUGUACAGGGCAUUGGCACAAGUUGCGUGGAGGUGGUAGAGAACUCCCGCCAUCCCGAGUCCCUGCGUUCUCUCACUACUCGUGUAUCAAGUCUAGUCGCGGUGCUACGUGAGUCCGCUCACGGCGUACACGCCUGCGUGAACGCAGCCGAGGGUAUUGCCCGCAAAGUGGCGGACUUUGACUCGGCCAUCUACUUUGCCCGCGCCAAUUCCCUCGUCAAUCGAAGUUGCGGCAUUGGUGCAGGACAGUUCGCUGAGCGUGGCAGUCCCACAGCCAUUGCUAACGACAUCCAGGCCUCACAGGAGGAGAUUAUGCAUUUACUUAAGGGCAUUGUGGAGGAGACAAAUGCCUUGUCGCGCAACACUUCUGGCGACCAGGAUAAGCUGGCAGUUUCAGCUCAGAACUGUCUCCUCUAUGUAAACAACCUCCACACGAGAACACUUCAUCUUCUCUCGCAUCCUGAUCUUGACACAAUCUCCCCAGCCAGUGAAGAGGCGCGUACAGAGGCACGGGUCAGUCUCCUCUCCAUGGCUCGCGCUGUCUCCGCCAGUCUAAUUGAUCUACUGACGCACAGUCGUAAUCUCGUCACCGCAGAGAAGGCCAAUCUCCCCGUUGUGGAGGCUCAACUAAAUUCCACCGCUGCUGAUGUCGUUUCACGAGUAGGCGAGCUGCGCUCCUCGCUGAGAAGCUUCUCUGAGGUCUUCGUUCCACCGCGUCCCGUGUCCAACGUACCAAAACUGACUCCCAUCACAAAGUCACCUAGAACGUCGUCGAUGGUCCCAACGCCGGAGGAUAGCGCCACUGCUUCUGUUCGCACCGGUCUGCAAUCAGUCCUGGCUACGGUUCAUCAGCUUGCUACACGGCUAAAUGGCUGGUCACCGGAGACAGGCACUUUUAGUGAUGGAGACACCAUCGAGUUCGAACGCGAGGUAGCUGCGAACGACGUCACUACACCACGCCAGAUCCAGGAGGCUGCUUUGGGCAUCACUCAGGCCGCGCUGAAAGCAAACAGCGCCACAGCUGCAGGUCGCAAAUUGGCGGACAUCAGCGUGGCCGGUGAGGUAAUCCACAAGGCCGCCAACGACCUUGUUCGACGAUUACGGUGCGGCACGUGUGCUGUCGUGCUUGCUACUCGCAAGACUUCCACCACUGAUGGCUCAGAAUUUAAUGCGGAGAAGACCAGCUGUGCUCAAGCUUGUAGCCGCGCCAUUGAAGGUGGUAAAUCCACUUUGCAGGAGUUGGGCGUCAUGGUGGAGAAUAUGAUCAAGUCCUUGGACGACCCGGGUUCAGGACAGCCUCCGGCAAUGCAAGUGACCCUGGCUAUGCGACGGCUUCGUGAGACUGUCUAUGAGAUUGUCGAAGGUGUGAAACAAAUGCCUGGAGGUAGAGGUACCUCUAGCGAAUCUGAUACCCCCUCUGCAGUAUUUCGCCAGCGAGAGACAACAGAAAUCCCCAGACCCAUUUCGCAGCAUAAGCAACCGCUGAAACAACCUGUUCUAACCACUCAAUCCUUCUCGAAGCGUUCUGAAUUGGCGCUCAGUAUCAAGGAGGCGGCUAACAUCGCCACCGACGUCGGUGACGCUGCAGGCACCGAGGAGUUGCGAGGAUUUACCUCUGAGAUUGAGCAGUCCAUGGAAAAACUUACUCAGCUGCAGUCCAAAGCCGCGAAACAGUCUCCCGGUAGUCCCAAACUUCCGACUGAGGAUGAUGAGAAUGACGGUCUGGAGGGCCUGGACGCCAUCCUCGCGACGUGCAAGCGUUUAGCUCAGGGGACAGCCAGUCUCAUGCACUGGGCCACCGCGGCACAACGCGAACUCGUCAAACAGGGUCGUUUGAAACCGGUUAGUGAGAAUGUGGACGAGAGUGAGGCGGAAUCGCAGUGGACCUGCGGACUUGUUUCUGCUGCGAGAUACGUUUCUGCAGCCACUGUCCAUCUGGUCGAGGCCGCGGAGACGUUGGUAGCAGUGCAUACCAAUGACGCGUCAGCAGACAGUGCGAGACCGCGUUUUGCACCCGAGGACCUCGUUUCCGCAGCCCGCACUGUGGUCUCCAACACCGGUCAGUUGAUCUUCGCGUGUCUUGCCAAAGCGGACGCCAACUCCGCCUCGAUGCGCGGCCUCAACGCAACAGCCUCCGCGGUUCGACGCCACGCCGAACGCCUGAUUGAACUGACGGAGUUGGAGAAGGCCAAAAAUAGACCUGAUGAACCCCUAGAGCCUUCCGGUCCUAGGAAGGCUACUGUGGAGGCUAUGAGAGAGGUGAUAGAGACAAAGGCGAGCAUAGCUUCCAAGAUGGCAGAGUUGGAGCGUCUGCAGAAUCGGCUGAAGGCGAUAAAUCAAGAGAGCUACCGUCACAAAGACCACGAUGAAAACGAAUUCUAA
Molecule: messenger RNA, 8934 nt
Organism: Echinococcus granulosus
Lineage: Eukaryota; Metazoa; Platyhelminthes; Cestoda; Cyclophyllidea; Taeniidae
Product: Talin-1
Exons: 44
Coding region: 1-8934 (2977 amino acids)
Biological process (GO): cell-cell adhesion
Cellular component (GO): focal adhesion; ruffle; plasma membrane
Molecular function (GO): actin binding; integrin binding; structural constituent of cytoskeleton
Source: RefSeq, a predicted model, not a curated record